AUGUUGAAAGAUGAAGUUAGGACAGUUACAUAUCGAAAUGCAAUUUACCACAAUCGUCACUUGUUUAAAGGAAAGGUUGUGAUGGAUGUUGGUUCCGGUACGGGUAUACUUUCGAUGUUUGCUGCUAAGGCUGGAGCUAGGAAAGUUUUUGCGGUUGAGUUUUCUAGUAUGGCUAAUCAAUCAAAACAAAUUAUUAAAGACAACAAUUUGGACCAUAUUAUUGAAGUUGUUCACAGCAAAGUUGAGGAUAUUCAACAUUUGCCAGAUGGAUGUGAAAAGGUUGACGUUAUCGUUUCUGAAUGGAUGGGUUAUUGUCUUUUUUAUGAGUCUAUGCUUAACACUGUGAUUUAUGCACGUGAUAAAUGGCUAGCUCCAAAUGGUAUUUUGUUUCCUGACAAAGCGGUUUUAUAUGUUUGUGCUAUUGAAGAUCGCCAAUACAAGGACGAAAAGAUCAACUGGUGGGACAAUGUUUAUGGUUUUAAUAUGGCAAGUAUUCGCCAAGUUGCUAUAACUGAGCCGUUGGUAGAUGUUGUUGACAGGGGUCAGGUGGUUUCGGACAAUUUUGCAAUUAAAGUGAGUUUAUUUUCGGAGAAUUUUUUAUUAGGUUUUUGA
This is a messenger RNA of Meloidogyne enterolobii, 612 nucleotides long. NCBI's taxonomy places the organism in Eukaryota, Metazoa, Nematoda, Chromadorea, Rhabditida, Meloidogynidae. The record is from the annotation of a GenBank genome assembly.